Colius striatus (speckled mousebird) is the source of this 7851-nucleotide messenger RNA. It is a transcript of the gene ZDHHC8, whose product is annotated as zinc finger DHHC-type palmitoyltransferase 8. The coding region runs from base 67 to 2394 and encodes 775 amino acids. NCBI's taxonomy places the organism in Eukaryota, Metazoa, Chordata, Aves, Coliiformes, Coliidae. The transcript is spliced from 11 exons. Gene Ontology annotation, biological process: protein palmitoylation. Gene Ontology annotation, molecular function: palmitoyltransferase activity. The record is from RefSeq and is a predicted model, not a curated record.
GAUCCCCGCAUCCUCCCGGCUCCCUCCUCUCGGGUUGGAUUUACAUAGUGAUGUGUAAGCUACAGGAUGCCCAGCAGCACUGGAAAGAGGUUUAAACCUACUAAAUACAUCCCUGUCUCCACUGCAGCUGCCUUAUUAGUGGGUUCGACUACUUUAUUUUUUGUUUUCACGUGCCCCUGGUUGACAAAAGCCAUCUCCCCAGCCAUCCCAGUGUACAAUGGGCUCGUGUUCUUGUUUGUACUGGCAAACUUCAGCAUGGCAACUUUCAUGGACCCUGGAGUUUUCCCACGAGCAGAUGAAGAUGAAGAUAAAGACGACGACUUCCGAGCUCCACUUUACAAGAAUGUGGAGAUUAAAGGAAUCCAAGUACGGAUGAAAUGGUGUGCCACCUGCCACUUCUACCGCCCCCCACGCUGCUCUCACUGCAGCGUCUGUGACAACUGCGUUGAGGUAACAGAUUUUGACCAUCACUGCCCAUGGGUCAACAAUUGUAUAGGACGGAGGAACUACCGCUAUUUUUUUCUCUUCUUGUUGUCCUUAAGUACACACAUGGUUGGAGUGUUCACCUUUGGGCUCAUCUUCGUACUAAACCACAUGGAAAAGCUGGGAGCAGCUCACACUACCAUUACAAUGGCUGUUAUGUGUGUGGCUGGGUUAUUUUUUAUUCCAGUCAUUGGUCUCACUGGCUUCCACAUUGUUCUAGUGGCCCGAGGGCGCACAACGAAUGAACAGGUGACAGGUAAAUUCCGUGGGGGAGUGAAUCCUUUCACCCGAGGAUGCUGUGGAAAUGUGGAACAUGUGCUCUGCAGCCCCUUGUCUCCCAGGUACAUAGUUGAGCCCAAGAAAAAGCAAGCUGUGAGUGUGAAGCCUCCUUUCCUCAGACCUGAUUUAUCUGAGCGACAGAUCACAGUGAAGAUCAGUGACAAUGGGAUCCAAGCCAACCUCAAGCGGAGCAAGUCUAAAAUUAGCCUGGAAGGUCUGGAGGAUAAAAAUAUGGAUGUGCAACCACCUCUCCCACCUAAAGGAGAUCCAAGCAAGUACUCUGAGCUAAAAGGACAACUGGGGACCAGUGAAGAAGGUGGCCUUUCACCCAAACUCAUCAGCCCUCCUACACCUGCCAUGUACAAGUAUCGACCGGCUUUCAGCAACACUCCCAAAGUCCACUACCAUGCUACAGCUGAGCAGAUCACCAUGCAGGAGGGACACAGUCAAGGGGCUCUGAUAGAAGAGGAUGUCAGGAGCCUCGAUUACCAGUCCGAACCGAGCUUGGACAUCCCCAGCUACCGAAAGAGCUCCCUCCACAAGACCUAUCAGUCUUCCCCACUCCAGAUAGAUUCCUUUGUCAUCAAUUCACGAUCCCUGAGCCUGAAAUCUGCUGGCAGAAGAGGGACAGACAAAGUGCCCCUUCAUCCAAUAAAGUCUGAAGGGGCAGCUUCCACCCCUUACAAAAGCAUCUUUUCCCCCAAUUCUCUGUCAAACAGAAAUGGGAGUCUUUCAUAUGACAGUUUGUUAAACCCCAUGUCUCCCUCGGGGAGGAAGUGCAUCGCCCAUUCUGCAGUCAGCUCUGUUGGGUACCACUCCCCGUAUUUAUCAGCCAAAAUGUGCCAUCUGCGGGGGAGUGAGCUGCAGCGCCAACCACCACAGAGCUUCAGCCCAGUGCUGGGGGGUCCAGCUCCACAUCAGCGAGACCCCUCCCCAGUCCGCUAUGAUAACCUUUCCAAAACCAUUAUGGCAUCCAUCCAGGAGAGGAAGGAGAUGGAAGAGAGGGAGAAGCUCCUGCACUCCCACCCUGAUUCAGUGUUUGCAGACUCAGGUGUCUAUGACACCCCCAGCUCUUACAGCCUUCAGCAAGUCAGCACGCUGUCUGAAGACCCACGCAGCAUGGCGAUGAGAUACGGAUCGAGAGACAAUCUGAUGGCUGCUACCAGUUUUAGCACAAGGAACCCUAUGCUGCAGUCCUCAGUCUCCUCACUCUCAAGUGCAAUGACAAGAGCACCAAGGACUUCCACAACUUCUCUGCAAGCUGAUUUAGCCAAUAAUAAUGUCCAGUCUCAUCAGGCACUACAGGGCAGGGUGAGCAAUGGCUCCUACAAAUCCCCAGGCCACCAGGUCCCAUCAUCCCCCACAGGGAUGCCUAGGUCACCCUCUUAUGGAGGCCCGAAGGCUGUCUCGUUUGUAAACACUGUGGAAAUUACAGAGGUGCAAUCAGUGGGAGCACAAAGGGAUGACAUGCAGUUGAAGACACCUCAUAGUAAAAUAAAUGGACAGCCAAAAGGAAUAUCCAGGUUGGGUUCAACAUCAAGUUCCCAGGGGACACCUGUCAGCCCUGCUAGACACUCAAAUGUUAAGAAGGUGUCAGGAGUUGGUGGAACAACUUAUGAGAUUUCAGUGUAACAGUAAAUUAGUUAAAAAUAAAGAGCCAUCCACUCAGCCAGCCAUGAAGCUAGGAGCACUGUGAAGACUCAAAUAACAACAAAGAAGGAGCAGCAGCAGCCGGCCACUCUCUUUUUCUCGUUUUAGGUUUGUUCUGUUUUCAUCUUCCUCUUUUGGCCAAAAACCAGCUGCAGCCUUUUUCUUGAGGGAAUCAAAUUGUACAGUCCAUCAGACUCUUCCUGAACCAACAGACUGGAACUGGCUAUGACCUGACACCACAACCACAGAGCAGAUUUCCUUCAUGCAAGAGAGCGCUAAAGCCAUUGUGCGUGCGUCCAACAAGCCUCUUGUGUACCAGUUGUGCUGUGAAAAGUACGGUCAGUCCAGGAUCAUUCAGUUUUUCCCAUGCCCCUUCUCAGUUCUUCAGGCCAGAGAUGUGUCCAGCAGGAGCCAGAGGCCCAACUGCUGUUCUGGUGCCGAGGUGGAAAGGAGGCUCCCUGUGCCCGGCCGUCUGUGCCUGCCAGAACCGUGCUGCAUAUCCCCAGCAUUGCAACGUUCCUCCUCCUGGGCAGAAGCAAGGCAAGAACACUUGGGCCACAAAUGCUGUAUUGUCUUUAAAAGCCUCCCUGGCCCCAGAUGGGAGCAGGAGAAAGGAUAGCAACAGCUUCUCACCAUUCGCGUUCCCGUGUGUGAACUCGUGUGUGUGUGCGCGCGUGUGUUUGUCUCUCAUGGAAAAGGACCGCAGCACCAGUAAGGAUCUUCCAUUCUGACCUCUUGCUCCCUCUGGUUUUUAAAGGCUUCUCUGGCUCAGAAAUGAAACCAAGCAUAUAAGAAAGGAGAUGUGUGGAUGAGAACAUAUUUUAAACAACUAUCAGCUGCUUUCCCUGCACCCUCCUUAUUACCUGUUGGAUUUAGGCAAUAACGUGGUUUACUGCCUCACCCUGGUGCCGUCUGUAUAAUCCUGCAGCAAGGUUAUCAUGAUCUGUUGAAUUUACAGUGUGUGUAACUGAGCCAAGCGUACAUCUAAAGGAUAUAAAUUUUCUGUCUGCCUAAUUACUAUCACAUUCCCUCUGGUCUUCAAUACUGUUAGACAAAGGAUUUUCCAUUUGGGUUUUUUUUUCCCCUGGGGAACAACUUUUUAAAAUAAUAACAGUCAAAUCUGUUGAACGUUCUGAGGUUUCCUUUUCCUCUCUCCAGAAAACUACAUUUACUUUGUUGGAUUUAAAGACAACUUUACUAUUAAAAAAAACCAAGAAAGGGGUGCAUUACUUCUGUCACAAAGAUGAGGACUGGCAAAGCUAAUUUUGGGACAAAUGGAUUUUUUUGGUGUGUUCUCCAUUCUUUAUCUCCUUUUCCUUCCCAUUCAGUUAUCACCUCAGAAGCCAAUAGUACUGAGAUCUGGACCAAUGCUAACUAGCCAGAUCAUGUGUGCAAUUCAGAAUAUCCUGAGUGACUGUUGCCAAAGUUAUUAAAGGUGAUUCUUUAUCACUGAGCCAGUCAGCAUAUGAAACCUCAGCUUCCCACCUGGUUCUCUUGGUGAAUAAUUUGACUAGAGAGCUAAAUUCAUCAUCUUUCAGGAUAUUUGUGUCAAGGAGUUGAAUCCUUUCCUGUCCUUGACUAUACUGGAGAGCUCUCUAGAUAUUUGGUAGCAAUUCAGAAUGUGUUGAUAACAUCUUACUUGUUUUUGUGUAUGUUGAGAUGAAUAAUUCCAGAAGGCAAAUAUUGACCUCAGUUUUGCCUGGUUAAAAUUUAUCUUUUGAUUUGAUAAAUCUUGACAUCUGCUGCAAUACAUGCUUAUCAUGUCCCUUGUAUAUCAUGUUUUGGAGAGGAAGAUUGAAGAGAACAUGAGAAAGUGAAUCAUCUCUCUGUGUAAUGCUCCAUGUUGCCUGAAGGAACAUUCCAUGAAACCUGGAAAGCAAUGCAGCUGCAAUAGGCCAAAGUUCUGAGAGAGUGAACUAGAAACCAGUGUGCAUUUUAUUGCCUUGGUGAUAUUUUAAAUGCCUACUGUAGGGACAUUGUAGAGCAGAGAAGCAAUAGUCUUUCUAUGCAGAUUUGCUCACUGGCACGUAGAAUAUUGUCUUUAGUUAGAGGCACCAAGGUACCAGAAAGACGCUGGCAAACUGGAGCAGGUACAGAUGGAGCAAUAUAUAUUGAAAGACUGGACGGGCUGGCUGAUGAGAAGAUCUAAAGGGCUACAAACAUGUCACUGGCUAAGCAAUGAAGUGGAAAUGGAAUAUCAUAGUUUUACAACUAUGGUAGUUAAAAGAUGUAAAACCAAAGGUAAAUCAAAGGGUUGUCACUGGUAACCAAUGGUCUACAUUUAGAAGGGAGCAGAAAAGAUGGAGGGGAAGGGGCAGUGGAAUAGUCUUCCAAGACAGGAUAUUGGAGACUAUUUAGAAGAGGCAAACUGUAUGUAGACAAGUCAUUAAAACAAAUUCUGUAAGAGGUGAGCCUGCAGGGGCAAGGGGCUAGACCAGAUGGCCUUAUAGAUUUCUUCCAUCUUUAACUGUUAUUAAUCUGCAACUUUACCCUGAUGUUAACUCCUCAGGAAGAUGCAGUACUUCCUCAAGGACUGGAAUUCACUCUGGUGCAUAGAGUAUCACAAGACUUACUUGUUUUCAAAGUAUCGUGUAUGCCAUAUGUAAGCCCUGAAAAAGGGAGGAAUAUGUGACACACUGAAUUUGGGCUAGAGAGUUAGACAAGGGCACAUUUUAUCAUAUAUCUCUGAAUAUGUACAUGAAAUUCAUGCGAGCAAGGCUGAAAAUUUGCACCAAUGUAAUAUUUGAGAUUUGCAUCCCAGUGAUGCUCUACUUUGAUUGUUCUUUCUCCUGCAUUUAUAAAUGAAAAAGCUACUGAGGAACUUGAAGGGCCAAAGAGCCUUUGAAGUUAACUACAUUAGUUCAUGAGGGAAUUUCUCAGUAAGACUAAACACAGUAUUGUGUGUGUAUAAAGCACUAAUAUCCAGGGUUAUUUUGACAUAGUUCACAAGGGGUAAGGGAGGAAAGAGCAAAUGCACUGUGUCGUUACAGGUUCUGAUGUAAGGGUUAUAUAUUUUGUGAGCAGCUUUGCCCACAGUUGAGGGACAUUUGACUUGUUCACAGGUUUACAAUGGUACCAAAGUCUUUUUUUUUUCCUUUUGAGGUUUGCAUAUAAUUCAGUGCACAUAGCCUGGAGUAAAUGAUUCAAAUCUUCUGAAAGAGUAAUCUAAGCAGGACUGUAAACAGGAGAUUGCGUGCAGUAAAUCCAGCCUCAUUUCCACCCAAGGCACUGAACCUGCAACUAUUUUCUUAUAAAUGUGUCUGUUUCCAUAGCUCCUUUUGCGGGACUGGGGACCUAUUUAUUAAGUUUGAUUUUUGGAGCAAAAUCCAGCCCAUGUUAAAGGAUAGUUCUUCAGGCAGUUUACAGAUUAGCAGUAAGGUUCUUCCGCCCACGUGGUCUCAGUCUUUACAGACAUUGCAGGCCAAACUCUGCAGGUGGUGUAAAUUGGUGUGGUUCCAUCAAAGCUCAUUUAGAUGACACUAAUUUACAGUAGGAGGGGAUCUGCCAUGAAAGUCCAGCACAAGUUGACACAUCUUGUAAAGUAGCUUCUUUAUUUUUGUCAUGUUUCUUUCAUGUUUCAGAAGUCUUAAAUAUUUUCAACAUGUUUUUCUUCUUAGCUGUGGAUUGUAUUACUUAUUUAAAAAAACAGCAAUAGUUUUGUUUAGUUUAUGCAUCAAUUUUCAUUGCAUAUUGCAUUUUAUUAGCUGUUUGUUCCCUGUUCAUACACUCCCAUUUAGCCUCCAGGUUUUCAUUGUAGUACAAUCUGCCUUGAAAAGUUGGAUCUCUGUAUCUUUAACUGUAUAAUAUAUUGAGUAUUAUGAAAUUAAAUGUACCUUAAUACAUGGGUGGGAGAAAGAGGAAAUAUUUUUACUUGAAGCCUUAAUAUUUUCUUUUUUUACUACUUUCUUUGUUGACCUCAUAGGAAAGUCUGAAUAGCAAAGACUUUGAAACUCUGGGCCAAAUACUGCACUGAUAUACAACCAGCAUUUGGCCCCCUAUGUCAAAACUGGAUGCAGACAUAACCUGAAGUGAACAAGGAAAAAGCCUCAGGGUGGCAUAUUUUCCUGAAGAUCGUUAAUACAGUCUCAAAACGUGUCUGUAAACAAGUACAUUAAAGAAGUCUUCAAGUCUUGAAUUGUUAAAACAGGUGAUGGCAGGAACUGCCCUAAUAGCUUACAUUUGCAUUCUCUUUUUAAGUUAAACAAAACAAAACAAAGGUAAUUAGUUUGGUUAAAGCCAGCUGUAAGAGUUGCACAGAGCUAUAUGUUAGUAGCUGUGUGCAGCAAAUGAACUGUGUUGUGUUGCUGUUCUAAAAUUGCUAACGAAGCAUAACGGUAUGUCAGCUUGGCCUGAGAUAAUCACCCCCUGGGCGUUACAAUGGACGUUCCUCAGAUGAUGCCUAUUCUCAUAUAAGCCUAAUGUGGAAAUUGCAAUGUGGUUUUCUUUGGACUCUAAUUUUGGUCCAGACUAGAGAUAUAUAUAUAUAGAUAUAUAUAUAUUUGAAUUUUUGUGUGUGUGUGGGAAAGAUGGGGUCAAGGUCGCUGUCUCUGACAGUCUGGAAAGUUAAUGUCGAACCGUUUCUAUGGUCUGUAUUUCACCUUUCUGCCACCUUGAAUUGUUGGAAUGUAUCCGUGCAGGCUUUGUGGAGCUCUGUCUGUAACCUUUUUUGUGGCUCUCGUAAUACAUAUAUAUUUUUUAAACCUUUGAGUCACUUCAGUAUUUUCAAGUGUCUGGUUUUCACAGCUGAGUACGCAUCGGGUGCAUUCGUUUGCUGAGAUGCUUCAUGGUGCGCUGCGCUUUUUCCCUUCCUCUGGUGCAAAACGAGAACUGAAACAGGAGAACUGGAAACACCAGUUCCAGGGCAAAAUCUGCAGGUGACAAAAUAUUAGAAGUGAUUGCUGGUUAAGUCUUAUUGUCAAGGUGCUUGUGGUAGAGUAGGAAAUAUGCCGAGUCUUUAAGAGUGUCUCCUAGUUGUGGCCAAUGGAUCCUGCUUUUGAGGCCACGGUAAGUGAUCUGUGAAACAACACUAAAUGAAGUUUUCUCUACUGCUUUUUAUUAAAGCUUUGGGCUCAAUAGGAAUCUUCUGGUCUGGCACAAUUGUGAAUCAUUGCUAUAGUGCCACUGUGGAAAAAGUGUUAUGUUGGUAUUUGUUGAAAUGUUCUGUCCAGGACAUCUGGAUUUAUACAUCCCAAAGAUGUACGAUUCUGAAUCUAUCUUCAUUUAUCUGUUUCUAGUCUUUGAAAAUGCCUCCAUUGGAUUUGUAAGACUGGUUUAUAACACACACAGUUGCCAAUCCCUCCUGACAGCAGCUGCUGCAGGAUUUCUGAUGCCACAAUUUGCAUAUAUACACUAAUUACAUUAAGCAAGGAUCCAUUCAAGCGUGUUCAUUGUGAAUGCCAGUCAUAUUAGUGUCCUGUCAUAUCGUCACAUGGCAGAGAU